AAAGAGAACAGAUAAAAGACAGUAAAACAAAGCCUUUCACUUUCCUCAAAUUAGCAGGCUAAUGUAGUAUAAAAAAAAGCAGUUCUACUCAGAUCUGUGCUAAGAGCUUUCAUUUCAUCAUAAUAUAAAACAGCAGAUCCGUCACCUUUCUCUAUUCAGUACUCUUGAUUUCGAGGUUGAAGUGAAAAUUAGAAGCUGUUCUUUCUGGCUCACAGACUGGGUUGCAUUUGCUUAGUCUUAUUCCAUGACAGUAGGAUGGAAAGAGGUCAGUAACACUGGAAUCUGACGGAUCGUUCAUAGCGGAGUAUUGUACACAAACAUAAAGCACCUUCAAAAUGGACUACUUUUUGGAUGUCGAGUCUGCUCACAGACUGUUUUACAGUCAAGGAGCCCAAGCUCGUCGGGCAACUCUUCUCACUGUGCCCACUCUGGUGACAGCAACUUCUGAGGAUGACAUAGACCGGAGACCCAUCAGAAGGCUCCGGUCUAAGAGUGACACCCCUUACUUGGAAGAAGCUCGCAUCUGCUUCAACCUUGAUAAUGCUCGCCGGGCCACGCUGCUCACCGUGCCCACAUUAAUGGCGGCAUCUUCCGAGGAGGACAUCGACCGCAGACCCAUCCGCCGCGUCCGCUCCAAGAGCGACACCCCCUACCUCGCCGAGGCCCGCAUCUCCUUCAACCUCGACACAGCUGAAGAGGUGGAAAGACUGGCUGCAAUGCGUUCAGAUUCUCUAGUACCUGGGACUCACACGCCUCCAAUCAGAAGAAGAAGCAAAUUUGCCACUCUUGGGAGACUUUUUAAGCCGUGGAAAUGGAGGAAGAAGAAGAGUGAAAAAUUUAAGCACACUUCAGCAGCUUUGGAAAGAAAAAUGUCAAUGAGGCAAAGCAGAGAGGAGCUUAUAAAACGAGGCGUGCUGAAAGAAAUUUUUGAUAAAGAUGGGGAACUUUCCAUACCAAAUGAAGAAGGAGCUUUGGAGAAUGGGCAGCCUCUGGGCUCUGGGCUGAGCUCCAGCCAGGUGUCCCUGCCAGCCCUAGCAGAACUGGAGUCAGUCCCAGCAUCUGUGGAACCCUGCUCAUAUGAGGUGCUCCCAACCACAGAGAUCAUGGAUGGGACAGUGUCUGAAGAGAGCCCCACAUCCAAUGAAUCCGGAGUCCUCCUGUCCCAAGAUCCUACAGCUAAGCCAGUCCUGCUACUUCCCCCCAAAAAAUCUGCCGCUUUCCCUGGAGACCAUGAGGACACCCCAGUGAAACAGUUGUCCCUCCUCAAACAGCCCCCUGCCCUGCCUCCUAAACCUAUUGCCAGGAUUGCCAGCCACUUAACUGAUCCUGGCGCUCCUGUGAAACUGCCUUGUAUGCCAGUUAAACUGUCACCUCCACUACCUCCAAAGAAAGUCAUGAUUUGCAUGCCUUUAGGGGGGCCAGACCUCUCUCUCUCAUCCUAUUCCACGCAGAAGAGCUCCCAGCAGCCUUUGACCCAGCAGCAUCACACUGUCCUGCCAUCCCAGUUAGCAGCUCACCAGCACCAGCUCCAGUACGGCAGCCACAGCCAGCACCUUCCUUCUGGGUCCAGCACGUUGCCCAUUCACCCUUCAGGGUGCCGGAUGAUCGAAGAACUGAACAAAACACUAGCCAUGACCAUGCACAGGCUAGAAAGCUCUGGUUUACACACAAGUGACAGUGUUACAAAAACAGGACCUGGGGGCCUUCCAGACAUGAGACAAGUGCCAACUGUUGUGAUCGAAUGCGAUGACAAUAAAGAAAAUGUGCCUCAUGAAACUGACUAUGAAGAUUCUUCCUGCCUCUAUCCAAGGCAGGAAGAGGAAGAAGAGGAAGAUGAAGAGGAGGAUAACUCCUUAUUUACAAGCCCCCUGGCAAGGAAACUCUGCAGGAAGGACUCUUUAGCAAUCAAACUAAGCAACAGGCCUUCCAAGCGAGAGCUGGAGGAAAAGAACAUCCUCCCCAUGCAGACUGAUGAAGAGAGGCUUGAACUUAGGCAGCAGAUCGGGACAAAGCUAACAAGACGACUGAGCCAGAGGCCAACUGCUGAAGAAUUGGAGCAGAGGAACAUACUGAAACCCCGGAAUGAGCAAGAGGAGCAGGAGGAAAAACGAGAGAUUAAGAGAAGAUUAACACGCAAGCUGAGUCAAAGGCCCACAGUAGAAGAGUUACGUGAGAGGAAGAUCCUCAUCCGCUUCAGUGACUACGUGGAAGUGGCAGACGCGCAAGACUACGACAGGAGGGCAGACAAACCCUGGACACGACUCACAGCUGCUGACAAAGCAGCCAUUCGAAAAGAGCUUAAUGAAUUUAAAAGCUCUGAAAUGGAAGUUCAUGAAUUAAGUAGGCAUCUAACAAGGUUUCACAGACCGUAGCAGAUCAAUUCUACCUGACUACUAUGCCAUCUUCAAAACAUAACUAAAAGGAACCAUAAGUGCUGGUAUUAUUCACUGCCCUGUUACGUACAAUGUAAAUCUUCCAAACUGCCUUUUUAAAAAAAAAAAAAAAAAAAAGAGUAGAAAAAUAAAUAUUAAAGAAAAGGAGAAUUGUAUUUACAUGUGAUGAGUACUGCAGCAUCAUCAGACCUGCUGGUUCAAGCUUCAGUAACAGAAAAUACCCCUGGUGGGAAUCAUGCCAAGACUUGGCAUCUAUGUAUAGGACUUUCCCGGCAUGUGGAUUUGCCAUACAUGUUCAAGCCCAGCUGGUGAUGCAACCAUUGUUGUCUUCAGGCACCCCUCAUCCUGACAAGCCUCUGUCAUCAACUCUAGAGAGUCCUGAAAUGGUGUUUAGGGAAUCACUGGGCCUGGGUGAAGUCUCCAAAAGGUGAGCCCCUAUGGCACUAAAGCACUUACAUCAAACACUCCUUUCAAGCUGAGAGCACCUUAUGAGGAUGGUGAAGGAGCGAAACUAUUCCGUGGGCCAGCCCGUCUGUGAAUAUCAUCUGACUAGAAAAGCAUUUAUUUCCCUGGAGAAGUUUACAGCCAAUCAGUAGACAUUGUUCAGCUUCCAAGCAGAAAAAAGUACCACCUCUAAAGAGCAGGACUCCCUACUGAAGGCUGCUUCAGUUCUAGCAACUGUUUGUUUUCCAACUCUUUGAAGUAUAAUUUUCUAAACCCAGUUGUGAGCCCAUUAGCAGUAAGUGACAAGAACGUUGAGGACCAGCAAGCAAAAACCCAUCUCUUCAGGGUCACUGCAUGGCAUCUGCUCCGCUUGUAGUUUGUCUUACACCCAAACCUUGUGACUGUGUGAGAGCCAACGUGCCCCUGGCAGCAGGAAAGGCUGGGAUUCCCCUCCAGCUUUGCAGAGGGACACGCAACUGGAGGGGCUGGAGGUUCCAUGAAGGAUAUCUACCAUCUCUGUAUCAGGUGUCUAAAGAACUGAUCCUAAACUCACACUGAGCAAAGCGUGACAAAGCGUGUUACCUGGCCUAACAAAAGGAGUCUGGGGCAUUCUUAUGGAUGGUGGGACUUGUCACUGGUACCCACAGCUGAGGCAUAAGGACAGUAAUUCAGAGGUGUUCUGAAUUUAUUGGUUUUAAUUUAUUUUUCGUAUAGUGGUUUAACACACAAACUGACCAAGCAGAGCUUGGAGAGCUGGUCGCUCUGGGCCUGGUUUACUUGCCAACAUAAGCGUGUGCUCUACAGUAAGGAAGCACACACAGCCUCACUGCUUUCAAGAACGUCUGACAGGCUUACUGGAACCUGAACACAGUUAAGUGCUUUUCUGAACUUAGGCCAUCCCCUUCCAGAAUUAAGUCCUUAACUAGUAUAAUGCCAGCAAGCUGGGGCAAACAUUGUCAGGAUUCCUUUCAAGCUCUUACAAGACAUUAUUAUGCCAUGUUUUGGGAUGGUGGCCAAAAGCACUGUAGCAACAUUACUGUAAGAAGUUCCAGAUUAUUACUUCAGGAUACCUUUUCUUCCACAAUGGCUGUUUUCCUUUGACAGUGUGAACAGAGAGGCCAAAGUUUUUUACUACAGAAUUGUUAUUUCUGUUAUUCUUUAACUGAUUUUUCGUUUCUCACUGUCUUCCAUGUAUCUAUCCUCUCUUUUGUGCUCCCUGUCCAGCUCCCCCUGUGCCAUGCUAACACCGCCCUUCACUGAUUGCGGGCUGAAAAGCCUCUCACACUUGAGCAUUUAAUGGCCAGUGCAGUGUAGUGCCAACACUCCUGCCUCUUCUCAGGCCUCAUCUCACUCCUCUGGAUGCAGGAGUACAGCCAAAGAACCUGCAUGUAGCCCAUGGAGUGGCUCUAGCACCCAGCCUGCCCCAACAGCGCUGGCAGCGAGGGUGACGCCCUCCAUCUACACUUGGUGGUGGCACUCAGUGCCUCGCAGAUUGGCUCUCCAUCAGAGACAAGCAAAAGCUUUUCAUUCUCAUCCAUAGCCAUCCUUACAAUGCUAUGGAUUAUUAGCUAUUAAAUGAGGAUUGGCUGUUGGAGGAUGGAAGAUCAAAGGAAAGUAAAAACCAGGUGGUUUCUGGUGCUUCCCAGACUGGGUGAUGAUUUCUAAGGAAACACACCGUGAUCCCUGUAUCACCAGCUCACACUUGCUUUAGAUAGAAGUUCAUCAGUAGUGGAAGCCUUCAAUGUGCAGUGUUAUCAGCUCAGUGCAGCAGAGGCAGAGCACUUAACGUACCAGCCAGGAAUACACGGCUUUGGGGUUAUCUUCAUGAAAACCUUGGGUUCCUGUUCAUAAGUUCAUUCACAUACAUAUGCACACAAGUUACAAGAAUGCAUCAGAGCUUUAAGAAAGGGGAAAAAAGCCUUUUUGCUUUUGACUGCGCAGACCUUGCAUUAGCAAAGGGCUCUGCAACAGAGCUGUUCUGAAGAACAACAAAUCCUUGUGUUCCUAGCAUGGAUCUCACAUCUGCCCUGGCAUUGCUAGCUUAGAGGAUCACUGUGAAAUGGAAGGGACACCAUUUAAGGAGCAGUGGUGACAGAAAUCACAGGACUUGGUAGGCUAGUGGGAGGGAAAGGUGAGGGUUUGUUGGAUUUUUAUUAAUAAAAUUAAGACGAGGGAGGUGGAAGUCACAGGCUGUUGCUGUCCAUUGUUAGUGCCGGAAUCCCCAGGGGAAUGGUCAGUCUGGGCACUGCCACUGUCCCUCAUGGGCACAGCCCCAAGCAGUGCCCACACUCCCAGUCUGGCACACAAAAAUAAACCCUCAAACACUGGUUGAGACACGUAACAUCCGAGUCCUGGGUGAUGGCCAAACAUUCCCCAGCACCUUCAUCCAGAUGAGCCUAUGGCAGGUCCCUGCUGACCACUCAGCAAGUUGCCACAUUCAGCCUUGCCCCAUGAUUUGUGCUGUCCCCAGGGCAGCUCCAUGCAGCCAUGCUUUUUUUUUCUUAAUUCUUUGGGGUUGUUUUUAAUUAACUCCUGGCUGAGCAGACACCAGGACACAAGUGGAAGAAUUGCCAUAUUUUUCCCUAGUUGCAAAUAGAGUUUAUUCCUGAAAAGGGGGAAGGGGAAGAGAAAGAAGCCAUACAAGGUGUUUGGCACUGUAGUAAGUAUCACCAAACUGAUGCUUCAUCUGCUUUUAGCUUCAAUGGGUCUGGGCAGUUUGCAAAGUUAACCUUCGUCAAGGCAUUCCACAACAGCCUUUCAGGGCCUGAACACUGCAGCAUAUCCUCAGUGUGCACACCCACCUCUGGAAUCCAUGGGAAGUUGCACACAGACUGGAGAACUGCUGGUCCCUUUUUUUAUAAAUCUUGUUUCUUGAGAAUUGUUUUCACAUCUGUGAAAGCCAUCUCUGCCAUGGCAAAGGAGCUGUGAUUUUGUUGGGGGUAAAGAAAAAACCAAACAACAAACAGUCAUGAUUUCUCUCCCUUUGACCUGGAUUAUGUGUAGGAUGUAAUGAUGACAUUCCUGCUAAGACUCUGUUAGCAGAGUCAUCCUCAUUCUGAUUGGGAGGAGAUUAAUAGGUAAUAAAGAAAUUACAGCUGGUUUAGAGAACGGAAAAAUCAAAGCGGAACAAAAAUGGCUCUUCCAGUCAUCCGUCUCCAGAGACAAUAAUCUAAAGUCAAGGAAUAGAAGCGUUUUUGUUAUAAUCUACCUAAUCCUGAAUACUUAAAAUGUGCAAGUGUUUUGACAUCUGUUCAGCAGCCUGUGGAAUAAUGAAGAGGAAAUGGGGAGUAAGGGGUGGCUGGGGAGAUGAUGGGGAUUGAAAAAGCAAUUCCUAAACAUCUGGACAAAAAAGUUUUGAUUGGGAAAAGUGACAGUUAGGAAUCCCAAUAGUGACAUCACCCUCCUACCCACACCUUCACCAGCAGAGGGUUGCAGGGGCCUGUUGACACAAUUCUGACUCAGAGGGAAUGUGGUCAUUGUGGCUUUUGCCCAUCCUACACCCCACUGGGUAGGUACUUGCAGGUUGAAGAAGUUUCAGGCUGCAGGUUUGCUGGGAAGGCGCUCAGGCCAACUUUCGUGUCUAGGCAAUUCCUAGUGAACACUCUGGGUAUUAUCAGAAGAGGAGGAAGAGGCGGGGGAAAUAACGUAAUAGACUUUCAGCUAUUUAAUGUUAAACCAUUCAGUGAGCCCAUUACACAAAUAUAUCUCAUCCUAAUACACGUAUAACCAUUGCAUUCUGUCGUCACUGCAACUACUCACCAAACUUACCCUUCCUUAUUCCUACCGCACCACCUGUGCAGUGCAAACACUAUAAACCAAGAGAGGGGGGGAGCACUUCCAACAUGCCCAGUGAAGCUUGCACUCAUAAACAUAGAUGGGCAAGGUGGAAACCCAUAGUUACACGUGAAUGGGGGCUCCCUAAUGUGCCUGCAAAUAAAAACACUUUGUAUAAAUAGCUGUGGGAGAUGGCUAAUAAAAAAAUCAGGAAAGAAAAAGGGGACAGAUUAUUUUUCCCGGGUGUUCAGUCUGCUCGAGCUUGGAACAACUUCUGUAAACAAAGAGGAGGUGACGGGGACAUUUCCUGUGUUCCUGUGUGUCCCAGUUACUCCUGCACCAGUUGCAUUUUCCAGAUGAUAUCCAAGUGUAUGUAUAUAGUUUGUCUUUGUAUAGGAGUGAGUGUGGUGGCUGUCAAUCGUGCUCUUCCAGUAUUGUAAUUUAACAGAUUAUGGCUGUAUGAAAAUGAUGUAAAUAACUAGAAAAAAUUAAACUGGAUCUCUGUGUCCUAGUUUUUGUACAUACUGAAACUGCAUGGUAUUUAAAUUAUUGUUUGUCUCUGAUGUAUGCAGUUUCUUAAAAAAAUUCAUUUAAAAAAAAGUA
Messenger RNA from Corvus hawaiiensis (hawaiian crow), 7214 nucleotides. It is a transcript of the gene PHACTR1, whose product is annotated as phosphatase and actin regulator 1. Lineage: Eukaryota; Metazoa; Chordata; Aves; Passeriformes; Corvidae. Gene Ontology annotation, molecular function: actin binding. The transcript has 16 exons. The record is from RefSeq and is a predicted model, not a curated record. Gene Ontology annotation, biological process: cell motility; stress fiber assembly. The coding region runs from base 336 to 2372 and encodes 678 amino acids.